Lachancea sp. 'fantastica' is the source of this 933-nucleotide messenger RNA. Lineage: Eukaryota; Fungi; Ascomycota; Saccharomycetes; Saccharomycetales; Saccharomycetaceae. The record is from the annotation of a GenBank genome assembly.
AUGUCAAAUCCAAAGAAUACUAUACGUCAAAACACUCCCGUAAAGGAUCAGCGAACGGCAACUGAAUAUAGACUGUCAAUUUCCAGUACGCCAGGCUCACGUCGAACAUCGUUGGGUACAGCCAACACAGCCGAGGGCUCAGAGACGGACAAUGCGGUGAUAACUUAUUUCUUGCCUCAAUUUAGAGAGCUCACAGACGCUGUGAUUACUUUGGAUAGUAAUUUCACGCAGAUGAACUUUAUACACGAAAGCCUUGUUGAUCUGAACGAAUCGGUCAGUGCGCUGCUAUAUGGGCUUAUGUGCAAUUCGUGGUGUGUGGACUUCCCCAACAUGCCGCACGACACGCAGGCGGAGAUCAAGUUCAAGCAGGCGCUGCACAGUCUCGAAAAGGAAAAACAGCACCUUUCAGCGCAGAUAGCGCUCCAAGAGGAUCAAGAUCAGGUGUCACAAGCUACCACUACUACUACAAACAAUAAGCGGGGUGCAGCUCGACAGCGAUCCGAGCUCGUGAGGCUCGCACCGAGAACGCUCUCUCCACCGCGAAACUCAGAGUCCUAUGGCCACGCUGCAACUCCGAUUCCAGAAUCGGACUACGUCAACGACGAAGACAACACUGAUGCAUCCUUCAUUUCCAACCCAGCUGUCACCAACCCCGCGGCGUAUCUGGCAGCCGAGAAGUCCCGCCGAAUGCGUCGGAAAUCAAUCCUUCAUGUUAUGCGUAGCAGUGUCUCUGGAGCACGCGAUGAGUUGUCCGACCGUGAGAAACGACGUUCUUUGGCCGUCAGUGCAUCUCGGCUUGUUGACCCACCACGAAGGGCAGCGUCAAGAUCCGGGACGGGACCUACGAAUCACGUUUCAGCCAUCGGGAAUAGCACAAGAACAAGAUCUUCUAAGGAUUCCUCGAAAACCACCAAGAGACCUCCGUUUAGGUGA